AUGGCGUUCAUUACACUCAAGUUCAGGACAUCCGCAAAGAAGCAUGCUUAUCGAAAACUUUGUUCUAGUGCUGCAUCAUCGCCUGUGGUAUCACCACGCUCCCGAACCCGUGCAGCGCCUCGAUCAAGUGCUGCCAUAACCAAAUCAUCCGAUGAUCGACGACAGAGUCUCAAGUUGACAGUGAAGGCACCUCCGAGCAAGCUCCGCGAAGUCAUGCGAGCCAACGAAGUCCAGUCUUUGCACGAUGUUCUCGGUGGAGGCCAAGUCAUUGAGGGCCGUCGUCGUCGGGCAGCACCACCUCCUCGAUCCAGCACUAGAGCUGCUGGGCGUCAAGUAUACACUGAAGUCGGUGAAAGUGACAUCGAAGAUGAAGACGACGACGACGUUGAGAAGGAUGAUGACGACAACGACUUGGACGACGAGGAUGAAGACGUUGAGAUGGAGGACGCCCCUGUACCGCCAAAAGCCCCGAAAAUUACACUGAAACCACCCGCCAAAACCUCUGGAUCAGGCAAUACUAAGAUCAUCGUGCAGCCUCCAAACGUUGGACAAGUGAAGUCGGUCGAAGACCAAGAGAUGCAGGACGAUCCAGGCGACGAUGAAGUGGACAACGAAGACGGAGAGCAGGAGGAUGAUGACGACUCAAGCAGUGACCAAGACUCUGAGAUUCCUGGAUCUGGAGCAGCAACGCCUGAUCCGACCAAAAUGACGAAGCGUCAGCGUCGAGCCUUUGAAGGCGAAGAGUUCAUGGCGCUCGAAAUGGGUCCUCAACAGCGAAAGUUCUUCACGGACGAGGAGAAAGCCAUGAAAAAGGACGAGCAUGCUCGGAAGCGGAAAGAACUCACCAAACGCAAGGUUCAGGAGGAGAAGAAUGCUGCACUCAACCGACUGCUCAAACCUCAAGCGUCCAAGGCUCGUGGUGCUGCACCCAAACCUGAGACUCUUCUUGCUCUUGAGAAAGCUGGUGAAGGCCCCAUGGAGGAGGAAGCGGUCGAAAAGCCCAAUCCGCUUUAUACCCGCUGGAUCAGCACCAAGAACGGUGUGAGACUCGGUGUGCCGGACGAAUGGCUCGGCAAACAAGCAGGGCGCAUGUUCGGCCCUCCACGUGCCCCGACUAACGGCAAUCUGCCUCCCAGCAAUGGCGCGCUCGUGCAGGAGCUGCCAGUCGAAUGA
Messenger RNA from Cyphellophora attinorum, 1173 nucleotides. RefSeq lists its product as uncharacterized. Bases 1 to 1173 code for a protein of 390 amino acids. NCBI's taxonomy places the organism in Eukaryota, Fungi, Ascomycota, Eurotiomycetes, Chaetothyriales, Cyphellophoraceae. The transcript has 4 exons. Gene Ontology annotation, cellular component: Ino80 complex. The record is from RefSeq and is a predicted model, not a curated record. Gene Ontology annotation, biological process: chromatin remodeling.